CCCGCCAUCCCCGUCUGCAACUAGAGAGCGGACAUGUUAGCCCUGUUUUAGCGGGGAUAAACGCUGCAUUUACCGAGUAGUUGUAUACUUAAGGAAGGGGUUUUCUGGUAGCGAAAUCAUGGAUGCCGUAAAUGCUUUCAACCAUGAGCUGUUCUCCUUGAUGGACAUGAAGCCCCCAAUAUCUCGGGCCAAGAUGAUAUCCAUCACUAAGUCAGCCAUCAAAGCUAUGAAGUUAUAUAAACAUGUGGUCCAGAUUGUUGAGAAGUUCAUUAAAAAGUGUAAGCCGGAGUACAAGGUGGCAGGUCUAUAUGUUGUAGACUCCAUCGUCCGACAGUCCCGUCACCAGUUCGGCGUGGACAAGGAUGUGUUCGGGCCACGGUUCACCAAGAACAUCACGGGAACGUUUGAGAACCUCUGUCUCUGUCCCACUGAAGAACGAAGUAAGAUAGUGCGUGUGUUGAAUCUGUGGCAGAAGAAUGGUGUGUUUAAGAUGGAGAUCAUUCAGCCUCUUCUAGAUAUGGCUACAUCUGGAUCCAGCAGUGCUGCAGCUGCAUACACAGAGAUGGACGACCCAGACCCAGGUUUUCCCCCAUCCCCUUCGCCAGUAAAGGGUCCGGUCACCUCCGUAACGGAAAACUCUGUUGUGGCGCCGGUCCCUCCGGUUCAGAAUUCUGGCGCAUUCGCUGCUGUCGCUCAGCUCUUCCAGUCCUCAAAGGGACAGCAGCUUCAACAAAUGCUCCAGACCUUCCAACAACAUCCAUUAAAGCCUCAGACCCAUCCCUUCCCACCCCCGACUCACAACCACCCCCAGGCUCAACCCCAUCCCCAGCCGCAUCUCCAGGCUCAACCCCAUCCCCAGCCGCAUCUCCAGGCUCAACCCCAGCCUCCAGCCAACCUCCACUCCCAGCCCCAGCCCCUCACCCCCGGCCUGGGUACGGCCGCUCAGCGACUCCCCCUCCCCUCCAGCGAGCCCUCCCGGCAGAAAACAGCGUUUGACAAGGUGGCUACGCUAUUGGACCGUUUUGACUAUGAUGAUGAGCCUGAGGGAGCCGACGAAUCAAAGAAGGACGAGACAUCUUUUACCCAGCAGCCUCCAGGUUUCCCCCAGCACUUUCAACAACACAUGAUGGGCGUGGCCCAAGACCCCACACACCAGAUAUCUCUCCCUCCAAACGGCCAGCUCCAGGGUUAUGGCUUGCUGCCGGGCCAGGCCUACCCAGGAAUGGUGCGUCCUCCUGGACAGGUCCACCCAGGCCAGCCCCUCCCUGGCACAGGACCUCCAGGCUUCCCUGGGGGAUACCCUCAACACGCGGGCCAGCAAGAACAGGAUAUGAAUAUGGACCUGGACCCCCCCUCGAUGAAGGAGGGAAGACACCGACCAGACUUGGACCCCCCCUCCACGAAGGAGGGAAGACACCGACCAGACGGCAGGAAGUCACCAUCAGGAUCCAGGUCUCCUAAGAGGAGGCGGUCAAGGUCCAACUCUAGAACACAGCGGUCCAGAAACAGACGCUCUCGCUCACGGUCCCGUGACCGCCGCCGACACUCCCCACGAUCACGCUCCCUGGAACGCAGGGAGAGGGAGAGGGAGAAGGAGAAGGAGAGGGACAGACGUCAGAAAGGACUGCCGCAGCCCAAGGCUGACACGCUGAGCGUGUGCAGUACCACUCUGUGGGUGGGUCAGUUGGACAAGAGAACACAGCAGCAGGACGUUGCCUGUCUACUGGAGGAGUUUGGACAGAUAGACUCCAUCAACAUGAUUCCUCCUCGGGGUUGUGCCUACAUUGCCAUGGUCCACAGACAGGAUGCCUUCAGAGCGCUGCAGAAACUCAGCAGAGGAUCGUACAAAGUCAACCAGAAAGCCAUCAAGAUUGCGUGGGCGUUGAAUAAGGGUAUCAAGGCAGAGUUGAAGCAGUACUGGGACGUGGAGCUGGGUGUUACCUUCAUCCCCUGGUCUAAGAUACGACAGGACCAGAUAGAGGACAUCCGAGAGGGAGGGACGCUGGACCCAGACACACUGGACCCAGAGUGGAGGGAUGUUCGGAACAACCUGGAGACACCAGAGGAGUUCAGACAAAAUGGCCGCUCUGAGCCGUUAGCCAUGAUGGAGGACACCGCAGUGACCCCACCUGUAGGCGCUCCUGUACAGGUUCCUCCCUCGUCAUCUCCUCUACCCCAGGUACAUCCGGUCCAGGUGCAGUCGAUGGGAGGUGUAGGUUCUCUCCAGCAGCACCCCUCCUUCCCCCCCGGGCCUGGCCCUCCUGGUGGCCCCCCUAUGGGCCUGCCUCCCCCUUCCUUCCCCCCUGGCGCCCCCCCGGGACCUCCUCCCUCCUUCAUGAGACCAGGACCAAGGUUCAACCCCAUGCAGAUGAUGCCACCAGGUUUCCCUCCGCCUGGGUCGAUGCCCCUGGGCCCCUCUGGCCACCCCCUCAGCAGCAGGGGGUGAAGGGGUAGUGGACCUGUCUCUAGAUCCAGCCGGCCUGGGUAUCCAGGUGUCUGGUCCUCCAGGGUGCCCACCAGGCGGUCCCAUCCCACCGUCUGGAGGUCUUCUUGGGGCUCGUCCCGGCAUGAUCCCCCUCCAGCGCCCCCCAGUCCACUCUCCUGGUCCGGUCCUCCCCCCACCUCACAUGCAGCGCUUCCCUCCUCCCCACGGUGGCCCACAUGGCCCCCACCCGCCUCGGGGCCCCCCCCA
Coregonus clupeaformis (lake whitefish) is the source of this 2692-nucleotide messenger RNA. It is a transcript of the gene scaf4a, whose product is annotated as SR-related CTD-associated factor 4a. The record is from RefSeq and is a predicted model, not a curated record. NCBI's taxonomy places the organism in Eukaryota, Metazoa, Chordata, Actinopteri, Salmoniformes, Salmonidae. Gene Ontology annotation, molecular function: RNA polymerase II C-terminal domain phosphoserine binding; RNA binding. Gene Ontology annotation, biological process: negative regulation of termination of RNA polymerase II transcription, poly(A)-coupled. The transcript is spliced from 19 exons. Gene Ontology annotation, cellular component: nucleus. The coding region runs from base 119 to 2446 and encodes 775 amino acids.